GACCUCGGAUUCAGGUUUUACAUCAUUUCGUUGUUGGUUCUGUGUCUUUGCUGGGGUUUUUGGUUCUGGAAUACGGAGGGGGGGAAGGAUGUUUUCUCAGUAAUAGGUCACAUUGACAUUGGACAGAAAAGAUAUCUUCGUUUUUAGGAAUUUUCAGCCUGGUUUCCGGUUCUUAAUCUGGAUUUGGUGAAAAGGAGGAAACUCGGCCGUCGUGGUGUGGAAAAGAUAGGAUCUUUGUUUUCGUUGAUCCGAGGUGUUUUUUCAGCGAUAACUAGGCCUUUUGUCAUACAGUUUGAAGGAGCAAUAGUUCUUCGUUAGUUCAAUCUGCAAUUUGUUUGUUCAAAUAUUUGAUUUGUUGACUAUUUGUGGCUCAGGCAAUAGAGUUUGAAUUUUUCUAGUUAUGUCCGUGUGAUCUGUUUCUGUGUUGAUGAUUGGCUUCGCUCCCUUUUCUUUUUGUCCAGGGGCAAAGAUCGCAUUAGAAGCAGCACAGAUUUGAUGGGGGAAGAGGCACCUGAGUAUGUUCUGAACAGCUUGGAGCUUGCAGCUUGCGAUUCUGAAUCCACAGGCUGCCGGACGGCUACCAUUGUUGGUAAUAAGAUGUAUGUAGUUGAAGGAUCCGAGGAUGGAAGCAAGUCAUGGAUCAACGUCAAAAUUUUUGACAAGCUAACAAGAUCAUGGGUGUUUCCUACUGUAUUGGGUAUCAAACCUGUCCAACUGAAAGGCCACUCAACUCUUCUUUUGAAGAAUGGACAGCUAUUGAUUGUCAAGAUGGAUUCUACGUUGGACGGUUGCAUCUGGUUUCUUGAGGUGGAUAGCCCUUUUGUUAAAGAGCAAAAGAAGAUACUUGGAACUGAGGUAGUUGCCUGGAGUAAGGGUGUCAUUGGCAAUGCCCCAAAACCAAUUGUGAUCAGUGGUCCUUCUGGAGUCGGUAAAGGUACUUUGAUAAACAAACUUAUGAAGGAAUUUCCAUCGAGAUAUGGGUUUUCUGUAAGUCACACAACUCGAGCACCAAGAGAGAAGGAAUUGGAUGGAGUUCAUUACCACUUCACAGAGCGAAGUAUUAUGGAGAAAGAUAUAAGAGAUGGGAAGUUUCUUGAAUUCGCAUCAGUUCAUGGAAAUCUUUAUGGGACAAGCAUUGAAGCAGUUGAAGUUGUUACAGACUCUGGAAAGAGAUGCAUCCUUGACAUUGAUGUUCAAGGAGCUAGAUCCGUAAGGGCAAGUUCUCUUGAUGCAAUAUUUAUCUUCGUUACUCCUCCAUCAUUUGAGGAACUUGAGAAGCGGCUGCGUGCACGUGGAACAGAAACUGAGGAACAGGUCCAGAAGAGACUAAGAAAUGCCAGAGCAGAGCUUGAUGAAGCAAAAUCUCCUGGUCUUUUCAAUCAUAUUUUGGUAAAUGAUGACCUAGAAUCAUGUUAUGAGAAUCUUAAGAAAUUACUUGCUUCAGAUGAAACUGCUGAUCCUUUAUAUCAGUCAUCUGUGAAGAUCUUGAAAGCCCAUGUGUCCGGAAUGGAAUCAAAAGCAGAUCAUAGAACUCUUAUACAUUGUAGCGCUAGCGGCACCAAUGCAGCAACACAUAGUUUGCUUAUGCUUGACACGUCAUCACUUAAAGGAGGGGCUCCUGGCCGAACAAGAGGACUCGGUGUAUAUGCACUUGGAUCCCUAGGUGAUGGUCUUAACGGGAUCUGACAACUAUGACAUUUUAUGAGUUAGGAAAGCAGAAGAAGGUAUCUGCACUAGCACUGACUCGAUUUUGGAAUGAUUUAGACUAUUUUACAGAGUUGUUAGUAUUUAAGCUCUUACACUGAGAAAUAUGUUCUUCUGGUAAAAUUUGCAUUCGGGUAGGUGCUCCUAUGCUCUGUAAGGGUGAAGAACUUUAGCCGGGCAUUGUUUGCGGAAUUGGGAUUCUAUGGACCAGCUUUAUGUCCUCCUCAUUCAUCGGAGAUAAUUUGAAUGUCUAUUUGUUCAAUAUUGUUUGAAGGUGACUUUAGUUUGUUUAAGAUGAGAGUGAAAGAUUUAUGUUAAUCAAGAUGUUUCUGAAUCAUUGUUUAGAUUCUUACUGAUUAAUGAGAAAAACACGGCCAAAGAUCUUUUAGCA
Molecule: messenger RNA, 2095 nt
Organism: Musa acuminata AAA Group (dessert banana)
Lineage: Eukaryota; Viridiplantae; Streptophyta; Magnoliopsida; Zingiberales; Musaceae
Product: guanylate kinase 1
Exons: 10
Coding region: 496-1686 (396 amino acids)
Biological process (GO): purine nucleotide metabolic process
Cellular component (GO): cytosol
Molecular function (GO): GMP kinase activity
Source: RefSeq, a predicted model, not a curated record